Molecule: messenger RNA, 1819 nt
Organism: Aethina tumida (small hive beetle)
Lineage: Eukaryota; Metazoa; Arthropoda; Insecta; Coleoptera; Nitidulidae
Product: protein nessun dorma-like
Exons: 2
Coding region: 57-1724 (555 amino acids)
Biological process (GO): male meiosis cytokinesis; spermatogenesis
Source: RefSeq, a predicted model, not a curated record
UUUUCAAAGUUGUAACAGUAACAAGUGUUUUGUGAAAUAUCAGAAAUUUUGUAGAAAUGGAUGGUGUAUUUCAUAUCGAUAAAAGUCUUCAAGAAAGGCUAACGUUGUACGAAGAAGUAUUCCCCCCAAAUUUUUCAUCAAUAAAACAGCAGUGGUCAUGGUACUUACAAGACAAUGUAGAUACGAAUGGAUGGCAAGCUGUGUGGAAGAUUCCCAGGGCCACUUGUGAAUCAUUAAACAUUCCUUUUCCAUCUAUUGCCCUAGUUAUUGUUUUGGAUGUCAAAGUAAAUCAGUUGGAAGCUGUUGUUAAAGUCUUAGGCGUUGAAGAUGAGGACAUACAUAUACCAGAAAGGCACCGAGUGCCUUUAGUACAAUUAUGGGUGACUAAAACACAAGACAAAAGUAUUGGAUUCCUAAGUAUCAACUCAACUGCACAUACUAUUGAUGCAUUACGGUUCUUUUAUUUACAUUUAUACAUGCCAUGGGAUAAUGAUGAAAUAGAAAAUUAUGAAUGGAAAGAAAAGCACCUGGAAUCCCGGUUGAGGUUGUACUAUGAUAUGAGAAAUGGAAUAAUACCUAGGUCUACAUCUGAAACCAUUAGAUCACUGAUAUCUGAGGCAAAAAGGCUGUAUACAAAAAGAGAAUUUUUAGAAGAAUCAAUUUCAGAUAUUCAACAUGAAGAUGAUCUAUUUUUAAAUAAAAACACAGAAAAAUUGAUGCAAAUUCAAGUAAGAAUGUUGGAAAUAAAAAGUGCCAUAGAGGUUUAUGAAGAUCCUUUGUUAAGAAAAGUGUUAAUAAAAAGACAGAAUCAAGAGAGUCCUAUGACUAUAUCAGAAAAACAAUUUUGGUUAGUAUUUGAACAAGGAGAAGUGGAGGAUUACCUCAAGUUUUUGGAGAAAGUUAAAGAAGAUUUUGGCAAUACUAAAACUAUGAGCUUUGUCUCAAAUUUAGCUCAAGUAUUGGAAAUAGCCAAUGCAAAUAGCACUUUUAUUUUGAAAGAUUCCAUACAUGUUAUUCACUCAACUGGUGCUUUGGAGAAUGGAGGAGAACUUAUUGGUGUAGUAGAUAAAAGUAAAACAACAAUUAUGUCUGAUAUAGAUGAUGUUAUGUUUGACUUUGUUGAUAAUGUUAAAAUAAAAAACUUAACUAUAAAUGCUGGGAAUGCUAAAUGUGCAAUUCUUGUAAGAAAAGGGAAAGUCACUUUGGAAAAUGUUCAAAUUAUUGGUAAUGGAAAAUCAUCCACAGCUCAAGGAAUUAUAGUAUUACCAGGUGCUUAUGUUGAAUUAAAAAACUGUGAUAUAUCUAAAUUUAGUUGUGCAAUCACCGGAAAUCCAUCUUCUGAAAUUAUAAUAACAAACUCUGAAAUUCAUGAUGUUCAUUAUGGAUUGAAGAUACUUGAAGGUUGUUCUGUUAAUGUUCAAGACGCCACAAUAAGAAACUGCAAACACUAUGGUGUUGUGCUAGAAACACAAAAAGGCAUAAGCAAAAAUGUGGGAGAUUUUGAAUUGCUUAGAAUUAUACCCCAUUUUAAAGUACAAUCUAUUAGUGGAAAUAACAACAAUAAUGAUGUGAUGAUAAGACAGAAAUCGAAAAUUCGUCCUAUAGAAGACCUUUUUGCUGACCCCAGUUUAGAUCUUACAAUUUGCGAAGAGAGCGAUGAUGAAAUGAAUAAUACUAUGAAUGCGACAGUUAUAGAAAAUGAAAUUAUAGAAAAUGUUUCCUAAGUGCAGUUUGGCCACAAUAUUUAUUUUUUAUAUAUGUAUAUAUUUUCCAAAUGUCUAUUGUUUAGUUAUUGGAAGAAUUAAAAUUUUGUUUAUUA